Messenger RNA from Pediculus humanus corporis (human body louse), 168 nucleotides. RefSeq lists its product as uncharacterized. The record is from RefSeq and is a predicted model, not a curated record. The transcript is spliced from 2 exons. NCBI's taxonomy places the organism in Eukaryota, Metazoa, Arthropoda, Insecta, Psocodea, Pediculidae. Bases 1 to 168 code for a protein of 55 amino acids.
AUGGGAACAAGAUCUUUAUUAUCUGGGCCGCAAUCGAAAACGUCUUCCGAACGUCGAAUGGGAUUUGGACACCUCGAAGUUAAAAAAGAAUUUAGGAUAAAAAAAGAAACGCCAGAUGAUGAGAUAAAGUCUGAAUCGUUAAAAAAAAAAAAAAAACGAACGCCAUGA